UCAUAAAAAAAAGAGAGCUGUAGGAGAAAAGGUUGAAUUCGGAUUUGCAGAAUACCUGGAGUGUUUAUUUUGGUGGCUAAGGUGAACAUUAUCUAGUUUUUGUAUGGAUAUUAAUGGGCUUAGGGUUCUGUAAGGAUGUUUCACCAUGUCUGAAGCAAAUAUGCAAGUUGAUAAGAUGUGUUGGCGGAAGAGAAUCACUAGCAUCAAGUUGUUUUGGGAACACAGAAAUGAGAAAAAUCUGUGCUUACAUUUUAUUCAACUGUUAUAUGAUUUCUAGUUUUAUUAUUACAUCUUUUUCAUGAAGUCAUGUCUUGAUACUUCGAUCUUUCUGAUUGUUUUUUUCUUCUUUCUUUGCACUAGUAACUGUACACGGUCAAGUGGAGGCUCUCUUUAAGAUACAACAUGCGGAUAAUGUUAUUAUAAAAAGUCUGAGAGCAAGUGAAAGUGACACGGUAGAAAGCAUCCGAAGCCUGUUCACAGAACGAAAAGAUAUCGAAGAUUAUAAACUAUCAGUGGCGUACGCGAUGGAUCAGAAACCAUCGAACUUUGAGUUCACAGAACGAGAAGAUAUGGUCGAAGAUGAGAAAUUAUCAGUGGCGUACGCAAUGCAUCAGAAACCAUCAAAUUUUGAGAUUGGCAUCGUCGUUCUACUCACAUGCUUCGCCUUCUUGUACUUUGCGACGUUGAUUCUAUCACACAUAAGGGCUUUGAUAUCUUUGAUCACAAUAUUGGUGGUAAGGGUGGGUCUGUGGAUGAUGAAGAGUAAGGCAUUAGAUGCUGCAGAAGAGUGGAUUAAGAGUACUCUUCUUUACUUAAGCUUCUGUUUUCUUGCCGCUAUCAAGGAGUAUGUUCUUGAUCGGUGUUGGAGGUGGCUUAAAGUCAUCUAUAAGGCUUUCCCUGGCCUAUGUGAUUCUCUUUUUUUUUUUUUUGAUGGUUCAAUCAAUAAAAUUUAAAAGAAAGUGGUACAAGCAGACACGGGUAUACCCGAGGGAUACAUGCCAAAGAGCCGAAGCUAUAAGGCCGAUGGGGGGGGGAAGUAGGCUCUUGGGCGAUGGAGCCCUAAGAGUUGGAUACAUGAGGCCGAGCCCCUUACGAAAUAAAACACUCACACCAAGUGAGAGGACAGCGUCCGCGUCGCAGAUAUUAGUUUCAACUGUGAAAUUACAUGUUGAGUUGACAUGGAACUCUAAGAGGCUUCUUGGUAUGAUGUAAUGGAAUAAGGAGGGAAUGGAAUGGAGAUGAGAAUGAAAUGAGAAUGUGCUUGGUGAAUAUAAGGAAUACAAAUGGAAUGGAAUUGUGUAGUA
Messenger RNA from Salvia splendens (bonfire salvia), 1304 nucleotides. RefSeq lists its product as uncharacterized. Lineage: Eukaryota; Viridiplantae; Streptophyta; Magnoliopsida; Lamiales; Lamiaceae. The transcript has 5 exons. The record is from RefSeq and is a predicted model, not a curated record. The coding region runs from base 525 to 953 and encodes 142 amino acids.